Molecule: messenger RNA, 1821 nt
Organism: Penicillium taxi
Lineage: Eukaryota; Fungi; Ascomycota; Eurotiomycetes; Eurotiales; Aspergillaceae
Product: protein kinase family protein
Exons: 2
Coding region: 1-1821 (606 amino acids)
Biological process (GO): protein phosphorylation
Molecular function (GO): protein kinase activity
Source: RefSeq, a predicted model, not a curated record
AUGGCCUGUGUACUUCAAUCUAAGUCAGGCAGUGGCACAGUUGGGAAAGAUCUCCUCCCACUUAUUUCUGCAGUUGCAUAUGACUUCGACUUCGACUUCGACCACUUUAAACCCCUGCUGAAAUGUGCCAUCUCUGACGAAGGAGACGAUGCUAUCAUCCGGAAUCAAGAAGGUGGCGACCUAGUCUUUGACAGCAGCUGGACUGGAUGGCCAGAAAAUGCGAAGCAAGAAGAUUUGCUGAGCUGGUUUACAGUCUUUAGCAAGAAGCUGGCCAAAUUUGCAGCGGGAAAGACAUCAGUACCAACACGUCAGCAAAGGACAUUAGCGAAACUAAACGACUCGAUCGGUGGUUCUAAGGGGAAACGAAGGAUGGAUGUUGGUUUUGUGAACGAUUCUGAGGCUGGGAAGGAAUCGAGAUACCAUCGGUCCCAGGUCCUCGUACCAGGAGAGCUCAAGAGCAACCCUGCCGCUGAUAAAGCCUCAGAAGCAUGGCUCGAUCUUGGGAGGUACGCAAGGGAAGUGCUUUCUGCUCAGGACACUCGUCGCUUUAUACUAGGCUUUACCAUUUGCGGAUCUCUUAUGAGGGUAUGGACGUUUGACCGGCUUGGGGUCAUCGCAUCCGAGCAGUUCGACAUUAACAGAGAUGGACUACGAUUUGCAUACAUAAUCCUCGGGUUUCUCUGGAUAAACGAGGAGCAGCUGGGGUUCGAUCCUACCAUAAUAAUAGUAAAUAAGGAGCGCUAUAUUGAAGUCGAACGGGAGAGUUCAACUGAACGGAUCAUCAUUGAUGAGGUGAUGUACCGCGCGCGUUGCAUAGCUGGCAGGGCGACGACUUGUUGGAAAGCGCAUCUCAAAGGCGUCGUCAAUAGGGCUCGAUACUAUUGGCACGGCACGGUUCAGAUUAAUGGAACGAACGAUGAUGUUCGGAAUAACGUUCGAGGGGGGUUAGAUGUCACGAAAACUGCGAACUACCGCCCGGAACGCUUGAUGCCGACAAGCAGUAUGACGGCUGGUACUCCGCGGCAAGGCCGAAGCAUUAGUGCUGCUAGUAGGAAGCGGCCAUCUAGUCACAUUGGGGCUCCCCUCCCUCCUAGCAAGCGAUUUCGUUCUGCGUGUCCAACAGAGGCCGGCAGCUCUGCACUGCCGAAUCGGAUACAUCGUCGCGUUAUUCUCCGUGAUUGUGGAAGCCCUAUAUACAAGGCGAGCUCCCGAUCGGCCUUGCUCACUGCUCUCGAGGGCUGCAUUGAGGGGCACAAGUCCCUGCACACAGCAGGCUUUCUACACAGAGACAUCUCGAUCAAUAAUCUUAUGAUCAACGAGGAUGAUAAAAACCCCUCGUGGCCUUCAUUUUUAAUUGAUCUUGAUCUCUCUAUCAAAACGCAACGAGAAGUAUCCUCCGGGGCAAAGGGUAAGAUCGGCACGAGAGCUUUUAUGGUCGUUGGGGUUUUGCUUAACGAGCAGCAUUCCUUCAUGCACGACCUCGAGUCGUUCUUUUGGGUACUCUUCUGGAUAUGCAUUCACUACAACAGCCUAGGCAAGGGCAGAGUCUAUCCAAAAUUUGACAAAUGGAAUUUCACUGACGCGGAAGAGCUUGCCUUCGUUAAAACGGGCAUGAUUUGCAACGAAGGCGACUUCCUCAGAAUUGCUGAGGCGAACUUCACAUCGUACUAUCAUCCCUUGAUUACAUGCAUCAAUAAAUUACGGAAAGCAGUGUUCCCCCAUGGUAGGAGGUGGGUAAAAGAGAGUGAAAAAUUGUAUGCUAAGAUGAGGAAGAUUCUUCUAGAGGCCAAGAAGGACCCGACGGUGCUGGCGGAGACCUAG